AUGCGGCUGACCAGCUUCCAGUGCUGGCCAGAGGCAGACACGAGUUCAGAUUUUGGUGAUGAAGAGGUUAACAAACUCAUCAGUCACUUCCGACAACUUUUACUGUCUGCUGGAGUGGAUGUGGAGUUGAUCCCUGAUCAAUGGACAAUUCUCAAGACUGAACUGUACGCAGCAGCAUUCAGCCAAGGAACCUUUGAGAAGACCUGGCCUACUGUGAACAGAAUGCUGCGCCAUCGGUGUCCUGAUGUUCUUGAUCUUUUUGAUGCUCUCCUCACCAUCCCUGCAACUACAGCUGACUGUGAAAGAGGGUUCAGUGUUAUGAAGCAGGUAAAGAGUGACUGGCGCUCACGCCUAAAAGGUGAGACCCUCUCCGACCUCCUUAAAACCCAGUUGUGCUCACCUGACAUCAAAGACUUUGAUCCAACCAAAGCCAUUGACAUCUGGCAUGCUGACAGUGUGCGUUCACACAGGCCUGACUUUGUGCACAAACAUGGAACAAAAGGAACAGAGGGUGGCUCAGAUUCUGAUGGCACCACCUCUGAAGAAGAAGAGCUCUGAAGACGUGAUUCA
This is a messenger RNA of Perca flavescens (yellow perch), 570 nucleotides long. Its product is annotated as zinc finger protein 862. The transcript is spliced from 3 exons. Bases 1 to 558 code for a protein of 185 amino acids. The record is from RefSeq and is a predicted model, not a curated record. NCBI's taxonomy places the organism in Eukaryota, Metazoa, Chordata, Actinopteri, Perciformes, Percidae. Gene Ontology annotation, molecular function: protein dimerization activity.